AUGGCAGACGAGAGUAAAAGAUUUAUUGGCGCAGCCAGGAAUUCAAAAAGGGUUGCGCGAUUUAAACCUAACGGGAUUGAAGACGAUGAUUGGCAAGAUCUGCAGGAACGGGCGGCCGGGACGAUUCGGUUGUGCCUUGCAGAUGAAGUUAUGUAUCACGUUAUGCAUCUCAAAUCGGCGGAUGAGAUCUGGAAGAAACUGGAAUCGCAGUUCAUGUCGAAAACCCUAACGACAAAACUGUAUCUAAAGCAGAGGUUAUACGGGCUGAAGAUGCAGGAGGGGACCGAUUUAGGGCAACAUGUACAUAUCUUCAAUCAGGUUGUCACGGAUUUGGCUUCACUCGAAGUCAAGAUUGAAGAACAAGGCGAUGAUUUUACCGUGUUCAUUACCUCUUUCUUACGAACAUAUGGUGACUACCCUUAUAUAUGGGAAACAAACGAUCAAGACUGGAGGAAAACUGUGACGUGUUAUAAGUGCCAGGAACAGGGGCACUUCAAACGGGAUUGCCCAAAGUGGAAGAAACAGACUGUUGAUAUGUCAUCCAAGUCUGCGAAUGUGGUACAAAAUGAGGAAUCUGAUUGCAGUGAUGGAGAUAUGUUAUCUAUUUCGACUGUGCAGUAUGAUGAUGCUUGGAUUCUCGAUUCUGGAUGUUCAUAUCAAAUAACGCCUAACAAAGAGUGGUUUGCUACUUAUAAACCAGCAGUUCUUGAUAAGGGAGAGAGUUCGAGUUAUGCACCUGAUAAUGUUGAUCAUGAUGUUUUUGGCCCAACUGAUGUGCCAGAGAGCUACAAGUUAGCUCGGGAUAGAUUGAAGCGUACCAAUAUACAAGCUCCAGUCAGGUUUGGUUAUGAAGAUAUGGUCUCAUUUUCUCUUACGAUCACUAGUGUGGAUCUUGUACUUUCCAGGAGGCCGUUUCUUGUGAGAAUAAUGAUAGAUGGAAGGCUUCCAUGGAAGAAGAUAUGA
Molecule: messenger RNA, 963 nt
Organism: Striga hermonthica
Lineage: Eukaryota; Viridiplantae; Streptophyta; Magnoliopsida; Lamiales; Orobanchaceae
Source: the annotation of a GenBank genome assembly